AGCAAUGAAACAUCUAUCCAAACAUUGACUAUGGGAACAAACUACAAUGCUAUGUUCUUAGAUCAGGUACUUCCUCACUCUUUGACCUCCCUAACUUUUGGUGAUCAAUUCAAUCAGGAUAUAUUGGUUGGUUCGAUACCAAUUACUCUCAAGACACUUGUAUCUGGUGAAAAGUACAAUAGGAUGUUGAUCACUGGUGCACUGCCUCCUGCCCUAACAACUCUUACAUUUGGACAGAGGUUUAAAUGUCCAUUGAUACCAAGAGCCAUGCCAAUUUCAUUAUUGUCACUUACAUUUGGUCAACAUUUCAAUCAAACUUUGGAGCCGGAAUCACUUCCAUCAGCAUUAACAUCACUAGUGUUUGGUGAUAGAUUCAAUCAACCGUUAGAAAGUGAUUGUAUUCCAAAGUCCCUUACUACCCUUACCUUUGGAAUGGACUUUAAUCGCUGUAUUAGACCAAAUUCACUUCCGACCACUCUACAACAUAUCAACUUUGGAAGAUGUUAUGAUAGACCAUUCGAAUCACAACUUCCAUCUUCUCUAAGGACCCUUUCACUUGGUCUACAUUUCAAUCAACUGAUAACAAAGAAGGAUAUGGCACAUCUAUCAACAUUGGAGACACUAUCAUUUGGUAGCUACUUCAAAAUGACCAACCUGAAGGAGUGUCCUGCCAACUUAAAGUCGCUCAGUCUAUGGGGAUUCAAUCAAUGUCUGGAAAUACCGUCAAAUCUCCUAGAGGGCCUGGAACUUGUUCAAGUGCAUCAUAGUGUCGAUUCCAUCAUUAGUGUACGGCCAAUGGAUAUCAACCUUUCAGGCAAGCUAGAGGUGAUCCUACAUGAUUGUAAUGAAAAGUCAUUAACAGAUGUUGAGAAUUGGUACAGACGUCUAUUGAUACUCUAUCCAAACAUUAACGUUUUUGAUAUCAAACUUGAUCGAACCAAUCAUCUCUACAGUCUACACGGUCGUAGAUUAUCAAACAAUAUCUCUUUAAUCCAUGUUAACUAUUCUUGUACAAGUACCUGUAUGGUGAAACACAACAACAAAAUCGACUUUGUUUCAAAUGACUUCAAUAAA
Messenger RNA from Acytostelium subglobosum LB1, 1074 nucleotides. RefSeq lists its product as hypothetical. The transcript has a single exon. The record is from RefSeq and is a predicted model, not a curated record. The annotation marks the transcript as partial. NCBI's taxonomy places the organism in Eukaryota, Evosea, Eumycetozoa, Acytosteliales, Acytosteliaceae.